Messenger RNA from Amblyraja radiata (thorny skate), 2318 nucleotides. RefSeq names its product paired mesoderm homeobox protein 1. Gene Ontology annotation, molecular function: DNA-binding transcription factor activity, RNA polymerase II-specific; RNA polymerase II cis-regulatory region sequence-specific DNA binding. Gene Ontology annotation, biological process: regulation of transcription by RNA polymerase II. The coding region runs from base 908 to 1648 and encodes 246 amino acids. The record is from RefSeq and is a predicted model, not a curated record. The transcript is spliced from 5 exons. NCBI's taxonomy places the organism in Eukaryota, Metazoa, Chordata, Chondrichthyes, Rajiformes, Rajidae. Gene Ontology annotation, cellular component: nucleus.
CGCUGCUGCACAAGUGAAACAAAAGCUAAAUGCUGGCCGGGCUGGCUGCACACAGGCAAGAUCACUGGGUCUGUGUUGCUCGAACUAGGAGCGUCCCUCCCGCCAGUGCCGGCAGGCGCAGGAGCCCAGGUCACGUUCAAACGCACCGGGUACGGUUUCUGUCAGCCUGGUGAUUGAAAAUAUGAUAAUUACGUCUUCUAACGAAUUACAAAGGGAUCCGAGGACAGAUUACAAGAGAGCAAAGGUUUCACUUGCCCGCUCUAAUCAAAGUGGUGGGAGUGCUGUGAUGGAGAGGGGUCUGUAGAACGUCAGAGGUACAGAACACAGGGGCUUUGCCACGUAAUUACAGGCCUGUAUUACCAGAAUCUCGUCUCCCUGGGGUCACCAAUUUUAAUUUAUUCGGCGCAAAACAAUCCCUGGACGGCACUCCGCUGGCUUUUGAAGUGCCAGAAAGGCCUUUUUUUUCUGCAAGCAGAAGUAUUGCACACUUCAGAGUUCCCCCGCCUAGAAUCUUCCAACCAAAAACUAUUUUACCCUCCUGUGUGUGUGUGUGUCUCUCUCUCUUAAACCAGAGUAAGUUGAGAAACCUCACUUGUACAUCUGCAAAACAUCAUUCUUUCUAAACUGAUGUCACCUAUGUGAGUCAAGAAGGAAGGACAACUUUUCUUCAAGUUCCUGACUAUGUACUGCUGUUGCAUUGGCGCCGGAGAAGUUACCGACUGUAAGGAAAGUUUGCUCAUUUUUUCUCUUUUUUAACGAUUUGAUUUUUUCCGGCGUGGGGUUCAAGUGUGUGGAGACCUAUUCUGACAGAAUUGGCCUCAACUGGAGGCGAAAGGUGCCGAGGUUCAGAAGAUUAAUAGAAUUUGUAUAUAUACAUUUUGUUUUCAACAAAAAUAGUACCUAAGCCAUGACCUCGAAUUAUCCCCACGUAAUGGACAGGCAAGCGUCCUCUGUACCCACUCGCUUGGAGAAUACUAUCACAGCCAGCAUGGACAAUUUACAGUCUAAAAAGAACUUCACGGUGAGUCACCUGCUGGAUCUGGAAGAAGUGGGGGAGAUGAAUCUUCAGCAGGCCGACGAGGGUGUGAGUGAGGCGGGCAGGAAACUGCUCGAGUCCCCGGCGGUGACCAGCGGCAGUGACACUCCCCAACAAGAAAGUGAUAAAAUAAACACAGAGCAGAAGAAGAAGCGGAAGCAGAGGAGGAACAGGACCACAUUCAACAGCAGCCAACUGCAGGCUCUGGAGAGGGUUUUCGAGCGGACGCAUUACCCGGACGCAUUUGUACGCGAGGAUCUGGCCAGAAGAGUCAACCUCACCGAGGCCAGAGUCCAGGUUUGGUUUCAAAACAGAAGGGCGAAAUUCCGUCGAAACGAGAGGGCCUUAUUGGCCAGUAAAAAUGCGUCCAUCCUCAAGUCAUUCAGCGGAGAGGCGGUGGAGCAGCCGAUGGCGCCGCGCCCAGCGCCAAGAGCCCAGGAUUACCUGUCCUGGGGAACGACAUCUCCAUAUGGUGCAAUGGCCAGCUACUCUUCCAACUGUGCUACCACUAGCCCGACUCAAGGAAUGAACAUGGCCAACAGCAUUGCAAACCUUCGCCUCAAGGCCAAAGAGUACAGCUUACAAAGAAAUCAGGUGCCCACCGUGAACUGAGUGCCCCUUAUGGACUAUCGCAACCACGGGUCCGUACAUUCUCUGCAAACAGACAUCAUCAGAAUCAGGUCGCAAAGAAGGGACAAGAAUGAAUACUCCAUACAUCAAGGUUAUCCCAAUGCAACAGGCUAAUUAAACACACUGACGCGCACAAAUACUUGACCUGUAUAGAGCCAGAAUUGCUGACGCGUUACAUCCCUGUGGAUCUUUAAGUAAAGGCAAAAGUAAGUAUAUAUUCCAGUUUUGUCAAAUAAUUGUUUUCCAACCCAGAUUUAAUAUACUGGGACACAAUUUUUCAAACUUUGGCUAGACCAAUUACAAGAUUUUUUUGAUGUAUGUUUUUAAGGGACUUUUCAUGAGCCCCCAACUGAGUGUUGUAUUAAAGUUAUAUUGUAUUGUUUCUAUACAGAUUUUACAUUUUGUAUCCAUGACAAGGUUAUUGUUAGCAAUGCAUUUUUUUUUCUAUAGAGAAGCUUGGUAAGGCUAUUUUUUGUUGACCAAUCAUUUUCUUUCAAGAUAAGGCAAAUCUGAUUUCCUAUUCUCUCCAUGUCUGUAACAACAUUUACCAAUUCUGAAAGGAAAAAUGGUUCUUUUGUGCACAAUAAACAAGCACUCAAAGACGUGGGUUUAUAUCUGACUAGAAAUACUUCAAUAAAUUAUUAUGAAAAUA